This is a messenger RNA of Branchiostoma belcheri (Belcher's lancelet), 731 nucleotides long. RefSeq names its product zinc finger protein 157-like. Gene Ontology annotation, molecular function: RNA polymerase II transcription regulatory region sequence-specific DNA binding; DNA-binding transcription factor activity, RNA polymerase II-specific. The record is from RefSeq and is a predicted model, not a curated record. Gene Ontology annotation, cellular component: nucleus. The transcript is spliced from 3 exons. NCBI's taxonomy places the organism in Eukaryota, Metazoa, Chordata, Leptocardii, Amphioxiformes, Branchiostomatidae. Gene Ontology annotation, biological process: regulation of transcription by RNA polymerase II. Bases 90 to 731 code for a protein of 213 amino acids.
CGUUCACCUUUGACCUCACAAGACGACAGAACGUCAAAACUGCCCGAGUUCCGGUUUACGUGAAGAGAAGAACCACCAUAGGAAGCAGAAUGAACAUAGCGACGACAGGACACGGGUCUCCCACCGGAGUUGGCCAGAACUGCUGUGAUGGGUCUCCCACUGGGGUUUAUCAGCUCGAAUGUGACAGCAAGACAAGCAAUGCUAAAUGCCAGGUGACAGCACAACAAGUCAACUUGAAUAGCGCUGUUGAGAAACCCUACAUGUGUGGGGAGUGUGGAUACAGGGCGACUUACAAUUCUCAGUUAUCCAUACAUAUGAGAAUCCAUACAGGAGAAAAACCCUACAAGUGUGAACAGUGUAACUACUCUGCAGCAAGGAAAUAUGAUUUAGUCAUCCAUCUUGCUAUACACACCGGCGUGAAACCCUACAUCUGUGGGGAGUGUGGGUACAGGACGGUUCAAAAGCACCGCUUAUCCAUACACAUGAGAACCCAUACAGGAGAAAGACCAUACCAGUGUGACCAGUGUGACUAUGCAGCUGCAUGGAAAUCCACCUUAGAUGAACAUAAAGCACAUAAACACACUGGUGAGAAACGCUACAUGUGUGGGGAGUGUGGGUACAGGACAGCUGCGAGGUCCAGCUUAACCCGACACAAAAGAAGUCAUACAGGCGAAAAACCCUACACGUGUGACCAGUGUGACUAUUUUGCAGCACCACUUUUCGCUACUUAG